UUUCUGGCUGUGGGGACAUUUCCUGUAGGAAGAGGGACCCAUUCUCACUGCUGAGGCGACUGGGUGCUGGGCUGAGGUGUGUGGUGAUGGGCCUUGGGGCAGGGGGCUGGGACUCCCAUGGACGGUGCACAACGGCGGGGUAACUCCUGCUCCCGCGCCUCAGACCUCUGCGCUCAGGACACCCAGGGCGGUGCUCCCCGGCUGCACCGCUCACCGAUCCAAGUGUGGGUGACCGGCAGGGCUGCCGGUGUCUGAGCUCCCAGGACCCAGCCCCCAGCGAGCGGCUGAGGAAGCCACGCAGCCAGCUGUGUAGAGUGGGAGCGUCUGUAUCACUUGAAAGUGCCUGUCUGCGGGUCCUUGCCUGUAUGUGCCUCUGUCCCCGCCUCCUGGCUGCCCCAGCUGAGGAGGGGAAGCUGAGCAGGCAAGGCAGCCUCUGCCCCAGCUAAGAUGUGGCUCUUCCACACUCUGCUCUACGUGACCAGCCUGGCUCCCUUGGUGGCCUUCAAUGUGGAUGUGGCCAGGACCUGGGUCACUGUCAAGGAAAGCGGGCCUUAUGUGCUCAGCUCCCUUCUGCACCAAGACCCCAGAACCAACAAGACCUGGAUCCUGGUCACCAGCCCGAGAACCAGCAGGGCAGCACGGCCCCUGCGUCAGUGUGACCUCAUCCAGGACGCGAUCCGUUGCCAACCAGUGGAGCAUGUCCCCAUCCCAAAGGGGAGGCACCGGGGAGUGACAGUUGUCAGGAGCCACCAUGGUGUCUUGAUCUGCAUUCAAGUGGUGACCCGGCAGCCAAAUAGCCUCAGCUCAGAACUCACGGGCACUUGCAGCCUGCUGGCCCCCGACCUCCAGCCCCGGGCCCAGGUCUCCUUCUUCAACGUUGAAAAUCUCCUGGAUCCUGAGGCACACGUGGAAGCUGGAGAAUGCUACAGGAACAAAAAAGGCAGCACAGAGAAUACCGCGAGGCGACGCCGGGCUCUCAAUGUGGAGGAGGAAGCAGAGGAAGAGGAGGAAGCUGGCACUGAGAUCGCCUUCAUCCUGGAUGGCUCAGGAAGCAUUGACGCCCCAGACUUCCAGAGAGCCAAAGACUUCAUCUAUAACAUGACAAACAACAUCUAUAAGAAGUGCUUCGAGUGUAGCUUUGCCCUGGUGCAGUAUGGAGAUGUGAUCCAGACUGAGUUUGACCUUCGGUACAGCCAGGAUACGACAGCUACCCUCACCAGAAUCCAGAACAUCACUCAAGUGAAGGGUGUCACCAAGACGGCCUCUGCCAUGCAGCACGUCCUAGACAACAUCUUUACGCCAAGCCACGGCUCCAGUAAAAAGGCAUCCAAGAUCAUGGUGGUGCUCACCGACGGGGAUAUAUUCCAAGACCCCCUCAACCUCCCAACUGUCAUCGACUCUCCAAAGAUGCAAGGUGUUGAGCGCUUUGCCAUUGGGGUGGGAAAGGCAUUUAACAACACCAAUACUGAGAAGGAACUGAAGCUGAUCGCCUCAGACCCCGAUGAGACCCAUGCCUUCAAGGUGACCAACUACGCAGCACUGGAUGGACUGCUGAGCCACCUGCAGCAAAGCAUUGUUCGCAUAGAAGGCACAGUGGGAGAGGCCCUCCACUACCAGCUGGCACAGAUUGGGUUCAGUGCCCAGAUCCUGGAUGAGGGGCAGGUGCUGCUCGGUGCCGUCGGGGCCUUUGAUUGGUCAGGGGGCGCGUUGCUCUACGACAUGCACAGCCACCGGGGCCACUUCCUGAACCAGACGGUGGUGGACGCCAAAGCUGAAAAGUACAGCUACCUGGGUUACUCGGUGGCCGUGCUGCAUAAGGCCUGUGGCCUCUCCUACGUGGCGGGGGCUCCACGGCACAAGCAGCGUGGGGCCGUGUUUGAGCUCCAGAAGGAGGGCAGAGAGACCCGCUUCAUGCCUGUGCUGGAGGGAGAGCAGUUGGGGUCCUAUUUUGGCUCUGAGCUGUGCCCUGUGGACAUCGACAUGGAUGGAACCACAGACUUCUUGCUCGUGGCUGCUCCGUUUUACCACGUUCACGGACAGGAAGGCAGAGUCUACAUGUACCGUCUGAAUGAGCAGGAUGGCUCCUUCUCCUUGGCACACAUGCUGAGUGGGCACCCUGGGUUCACUGAUGCCCGAUUUGGUUUUGCUAUGGCAACAGUGGGGGAUAUCAGUCAGGAUAAGCUCACAGAUGUGGUCAUCGGGGCCCCCCUGGAGGGCUCGGAGGCAGACGAUGGCUCCAGCUUCGGCAGUGUGUACAUUUACAACGGACGCUGGGAUGGCCUCUCUACCAGCCCCUCACAGCGGAUCAGUGCCUCAGCGGUGGCCUCAGGACUCCACUACUUCGGCACGUCCGUGCAUGGUGGCUUCGAUUUCAGUGGUGACGGCCUUGCUGACAUCACCGUGGCCACCCUGGGCCAGGCGGCUGUGCUCUGCUCACGGCCUGUGCUUCGCCCGAAGGUGUCCAUGACCUUCACGCCCAAGGCGUUACCCAUUGGCUUCAACGGCAGUGUGACUGUGCAUCUGUGUUUUGAAAUCAGCGCUGCGACCACAGCUGCCGAGUCAGGCCUGAGAGAGAUUUCUCUGAACUCCACGUUGGAUGUGGACGUGGUGAAGCAGAGGAAAAGACUGCAGUGUUGGAACAAGAGAACUUGUCAGAGCAUCCUUUGGAAGUGGAGCCGUGGGUUCCAUCUCUGUGAGUCCUUCCUGCUCAUUCCCACAGAGGGAGAGCUCUGUAAGGAGGACUGCUUCUCCAACAUCAGUGUCAAGGUGAGCUACCACCUCCAGACCCCCAGCGGCCAGAGGAACCAUCGCCACCCUGUCCUGGACCUCUACCAUGAGCCCUCUGCCAUCUUCCAGCUACCCUACGAGAAGGACUGCAAGAAUAAGCUGUUUUGUGUUGCGGAGUUACAGAUGGCCACCACCAUCUCUCAGAAGGAAUUGGUGGUGGGUGUUACAAAGGAGCUGACCAUGAACAUUAGGCUAAGUAACUCUGGGGAAGAUUCCUACAUGACAAGCAUGAUUUUGAAUUACCCCAGAAACCUGCACUUUAAGAGGAUACAAAAGCCUCCUUCUCCAAACAUUCAGUGUGAUGACCCUAAGCCAGCUGCUUCUGUCCUGGUCAUGAGCUGCAAGAUUGGUCACCCCAUACUCAAGAGGUCAUCCGCAAACUUUUCAAUAGUUUGGCAGCUAGAGGAGAGUGCCUUUCCAAACAGGACAGGCGACAUGACUGUGAUGCUCAUAAAUUCCAACGAAAGAAGGUCUUUGGUCAGAGAGACCCACAGCCUUCAAUUCAGACAUGCCUUCAUUGCAGUUCUUCCCAAACCAUCAGUGAUGUACAUGAACACAAGCCAGGGGCUUUCUGACCACAGAGAAUUCCUCUUCAAUAUACAUGGGGAAAAUCUCUUUGGAGCCGAAUUCCAGCUGCAAAUCUGUGUUCCAAUCAAAUUACAAGGUUUCCAGCUUAUAAGAGUGAAGAACCUGACAAAGACUCAGGCUUACACCGUGUGUGUCCAGAGUCGGGAGCGCGCUUGUGGGAGCGAACCCGAUCAGCUUGUGGAGGAAUGGCAUUCAGUGAGCUGUGUCAUCACUUCGGAUAAAGAAAAUGUAACCAUAGCUGCAGACCUCUCCUUGAAUCAACAUAAGCAGUUACUAAGAGAUGUAACUGCACUACAGAUCCUUGGUGAAAUAUCUUUCAACAAAUCUCUAUAUGAGGGGCUGAAUGCAGAGAACCACAGAACUAAGAUCACUGUCCUCAUCCUGAAAGAUAAGGAUUACCUUUCUUUGCCUCUGGUCAUUGGAAGCAGUGUUGGUGGCCUUCUGGUUUUGACUGUCAUCAUAAUCAUCUUGUUCAAGUGUGGCUUUUUUAAAAGAAAAUACCAACAACUGAACUUGGAAAGUGUAAAGAAUGUCCAGCUGAAAUCAGAAAAUCUGCUUACAGAAGAUUAGAACCAACUUCCUCACUCACUGGGAGAGAAUAUCAGUUCUAGAACUUCUAGAGACUGGUGUCGUACUGAUUACUUUUUCCUUUAAGAUGAUCUAGAGCAGAGUCUAAGAAAUUGUUUGUAGAAUAUUGCUUUUUAAUAAUACACUGUCCCAAAAGUGUCUGUGCAUUGUCAAAAAAUAAACUUGGGAAA
Messenger RNA from Rhinolophus ferrumequinum (greater horseshoe bat), 4133 nucleotides. RefSeq names its product integrin subunit alpha E (gene ITGAE). Gene Ontology annotation, molecular function: integrin binding. Gene Ontology annotation, biological process: cell adhesion mediated by integrin; cell-matrix adhesion; cell-cell adhesion. Lineage: Eukaryota; Metazoa; Chordata; Mammalia; Chiroptera; Rhinolophidae. The record is from RefSeq and is a predicted model, not a curated record. Bases 448 to 3945 code for a protein of 1165 amino acids. The transcript has 31 exons. Gene Ontology annotation, cellular component: integrin complex; external side of plasma membrane.